UGCCUUCUGGAACCUCGAGCAGCUGUGGCUGGUUUCUCCCACGCUGGUACUGGCAUGGAUCCGGGUUGUAAGUGGCGGAAUCUGCCCACCGGGCCCAGUCUGAAACACUUGACCGAGCCGGGUUACGGGCUCCCCAAAGAGCAGCAGCUGCCGGCCUUGCAGGAACUCACGCGGGCGCAUAUCGAGUCCUUCAACUAUGCUAUGCGAGAGGGGCUCAGCCACGCGGUGCAGGCAAUCCCACCCUUGGAAUUUGCUUUCAAGGAUGAACGUAUCACUCUUGCUAUCGUGGACGCUGUUGUUAGUCCUCCCAUGGUCCCUAAAGGGAGCAUCUGCAAAGAGUUGAAAGUCUACCCUGCAGAAUGUCGUGGUCGAAGAAGUACAUAUCGGGGAAAGCUGACAGCUGAUAUCAGCUGGUCUGUGAAUGGGAUCCCAAAGGGAAUUAUUAAACAAUCCCUUGGCUAUAUUCCUAUUAUGGUGAAGUCUAAGCUGUGCAAUUUACAUGAUCUUCCUCCAAAGGGUCUCAUUGAGCACCAUGAGGAAGCAGAGGAGAUGGGAGGCUAUUUUAUAAUAAAUGGCAUUGAAAAAAUUAUCAGGAUGCUAAUUAUGCCUCGGAGAAAUUUUCCCAUUGCAAUGAUAAGACCAAAAUGGAAAACCAGAGGCCCUGGCUAUACCCAUUAUGGGAUUUCAAUGCACUGUGUUAGGGAUGAGCACACUGCUAUCAACAUGAAUCUUCACUACUUGGAAAAUGGUUCUGUGAUGGUGAAUUUUAUUUAUCAUAAAGAAUUAUUUUUUCUUCCUCUGGGAUUCGUACUCAAGGCAUUAGUUGGCUUUUCUGAUUACCAGAUUUUUCAGGAGCUGAUCAAAGGAAGAGAAGAGAAUUCAUUUUUUAGGAACUGUGUUUCUCAGAUGUUAAGAAUUGUCAUGGAAGAGGGUUGUCUUACACAAAAACAGGUCCUUAACUAUUUGGGAGAACGUUUCAGAGUAAAGCUCAACCUUCCUGAUUGGUAUUCAAAUGAACAAGCUGCGGAGUUUCUGUUAGAUCAGUGUGUGUGUGUCCAUUUGAAAUCGAAUGAAGAAAAGUUUUAUGUGCUUUGUCUCAUGACUCGGAAGUUGUUUACUUUUGCCAAAGAAGAAUGUAUGGAGGAAAAUCCUGAUAGUUUAAUGAAUCAGGAAGUUCUCACACCAGGGCGACUCAUCCUUAUGUUUUUAAAGGAAAAGAUGGAGGCUUGGUUGGUGUCUGUUAAAAUAGCUUUAGAUAAGAGGGCUCAAAAGACCAAUAUCUCUAUUAACACAGAAAAUCUGAUGAAAGUAUUUAGUAUGGGAUUAGACCUUACAAGACCAUUUGAGUAUCUUCUUGCUACUGGAAACCUACGAUCAAAAUCAGGUCUUGGCAUGCUGCAAGAUUCUGGCCUCUGCGUGGUAGCUGACAAACUGAAUUUCAUACGCUACCUUUCCCAUUUUCGCUGUGUGCACCGAGGUGCUGCCUUUGCCAAGAUGAGAACAACCACAGUACGCAAGCUGCUUCCAGAGUCCUGGGGUUUCCUUUGUCCUGUGCACACACCAGACGGAGAACCCUGUGGUCUGAUGAACCACAUGACUGCUAUCUGUGAGAUAGUCACACAGACUACCUAUACAUCUUCCAUCCCACCUCUCCUUUGCUCCUUAGGGGUGACUCCAUUUGAUACGUCUCCAGGUCAACCUUAUAAUGAAUGCUACCCUGUUAUGUUGAAUGGUAUCAUGGUUGGCUGGGUGGAAAAGGAUCUUGCUCCUGCUAUUGCAGAUUCUCUCCGGAAUUUUAAGGUACUGGGGAAAAAAAACAUCCCUCCUUGGAUGGAAAUAGUCCUUGUCCCAAUGACUGGAAAACCAAGUUUGUACCCUGGACUAUUUCUUUUCACUACUCCUUGUAGGAUGAUACGACCCGUGCAAAAUUUGGAAUUGGGUAAAGAAGAAUUGAUUGGUACUCUGGAACAGAUCUUUAUGAACAUUGCUAUCUUUGAGAAUGAGAUUGUCCCCGGAGUAACCACACACCAAGAGCUCUUCCCUCACAGCAUGCUGAGUGUGGUAGCCAAUUUCAUUCCUUUCUCUGAUCAUAAUCAGAGUCCUCGAAACAUGUAUCAGUGUCAGAUGGGUAAACAAACCAUGGGAUUUCCACUUCUUACUUACCAAGACCGAUCAGAUAAUAAACUGUAUCGUCUUCAGACUCCACAAAGCCCAUUAGUUAGACCAUACAUGUAUGAUUACUACGAUAUGGAUAACUAUCCCAUUGGGACAAAUGCUAUCGUUGCUGUCAUUUCUUAUACAGGAUAUGAUAUGGAAGAUGCUAUGAUUGUGAAUAAAGCUUCCUGGGAGAGAGGCUUUGCUCAUGGAAGUGUCUACAAGACAGAGCUCAUAGAUCUUUCUGAAAAAAUCAAACAAGGAGAUGAUAGUCUGGUGUUUGGAGUCAAGCCUGGUGAUGUACGGAUUCAACAGAAAUUAGAUGAUGAUGGCUUACCAUAUAUUGGAUCUCUUCUGAAAUAUGGGGACCCUUUUUACAGUUACCUAAAUAUCAACACAGGGGAAAGCUUUGUGACAUACUACAAAAAUAAAGAAAAUUGUGUCGUGGAUAACAUCAAAGUCUGUAGUAAUGAUUCUGGGAAUGGAAAAUUCAAAAGCAUCUGCAUCACAAUGAGAAUCCCCCGGAACCCAACUAUUGGUGAUAAAUUUGCUAGUCGCCACGGACAGAAGGGAAUUUUGAGUAGACUGUGGCCUGCUGAGGAUAUGCCUUUUACAGAAAGUGGGAUGAUGCCUGACAUUCUGUUCAAUCCUCAUGGUUUUCCAUCUCGAAUGACCAUUGGAAUGCUGAUUGAGAGCAUGGCAGGGAAAUCUGCAGCUCUGCAUGGCCUCUGUCAUGAUGCUACACCCUUCACUUUUUCAGAGGAGAAUUCUGCCUUGGAGUACUUUGGUGAGAUGCUAAAGGCUGCUGGUUACAACUUCUAUGGCACAGAGAGAUUAUACAGUGGCAUCAGUGGGGUAGAACUAGAAGCAGAUAUUUUCAUAGGGGUCGUCUACUAUCAGCGCUUACGUCACAUGGUCUCAGACAAAUUUCAGGUGAGGACAACUGGAGCCAGAGAUAAAGUCACUAAUCAGCCUAUUGGGGGAAGGAAUGUCCAGGGUGGAAUCCGUUUUGGAGAAAUGGAACGAGAUGCCCUUUUAGCACAUGGCACCUCCUUUCUGCUUCACGACCGCCUCUUCAACUGUUCUGACCGCUCAGUUGCCCAAGUGUGUGUGAAGUGUGGGAGCUUGCUGUCACCUCUACUAGAGAAGCCACCACCUUCCUGGUCAGCCAUGCGCAACAGGAAGUAUAACUGCACUGUGUGUAACCGUAGUGACACCAUCGACACAGUUUCUAUUCCUUAUGUUUUCCGAUAUUUUGUAGCUGAAUUGGCAGCUAUGAACAUCAAAGUCAAACUUGAUGUCAUCUAACUAUUCUGUUCUUCCUAUCUUGGUCUCUCAAGGUUUUUGUUUCAGAUAUAUUUUUCCAUUUAAAUUUAUUUUUAAUAAAAACAAAUUUUUGAGGGGUGGGA
Molecule: messenger RNA, 3563 nt
Organism: Dromiciops gliroides (monito del monte)
Lineage: Eukaryota; Metazoa; Chordata; Mammalia; Microbiotheria; Microbiotheriidae
Gene: POLR1B
Product: RNA polymerase I subunit B
Exons: 15
Coding region: 55-3462 (1135 amino acids)
Biological process (GO): DNA-templated transcription
Cellular component (GO): nucleus; RNA polymerase I complex
Molecular function (GO): DNA binding; DNA-directed RNA polymerase activity; ribonucleoside binding
Source: RefSeq, a predicted model, not a curated record